This is a messenger RNA of Pestalotiopsis fici W106-1, 702 nucleotides long. RefSeq names its product Peptidyl-prolyl cis-trans isomerase. The transcript is spliced from 5 exons. Gene Ontology annotation, biological process: protein peptidyl-prolyl isomerization; protein folding. NCBI's taxonomy places the organism in Eukaryota, Fungi, Ascomycota, Sordariomycetes, Amphisphaeriales, Sporocadaceae. Gene Ontology annotation, molecular function: peptidyl-prolyl cis-trans isomerase activity. The record is from RefSeq and is a predicted model, not a curated record. Bases 1 to 702 code for a protein of 233 amino acids.
AUGAGCUCGACCUUUCGACCCCUCCUCAACUUCUCUCCCCGCCUCUGCUCGAGAGUUUCAUCUUCAUCUUCUACCCUUCGACCCAAUCUCUUCACGAAGUCUGCUUUCGUGUCCUCUUCCAUUCCAUCCAUCAGAUACUUUUCUGCAACAACCGCCAACAUGACUAAGGCCUGGUUCAAGGUUGAGUGGGAGGGUCCCUCCGUCGACGCCAACGGUCGCCCUACCGGCCCUGCCAAGUUGCAAACCGGCACCAUCAACUUCAACCUCUUCAGCGACGUUGUUCCCAAGACCGCCGAGAACUUCCGUGCUCUUUGCACUGGUGAGAAGGGCUUCGGCUACAAGGGCUCUUCCUUCCACCGCAUCAUCCCUGAGUUCAUGCUCCAGGGUGGUGACUUCACCCGUGGCAACGGCACUGGUGGCAAGUCCAUCUACGGCGAGAAGUUCGCCGACGAGAACUUCCAGCUGAAGCACACCAAGCCCGGUCUGCUUUCCAUGGCCAACGCUGGCCCCAACACCAACGGCUCGCAGUUCUUCGUCACCACCGUCGUCACUCAGUGGCUCGACGGCCGCCACGUCGUCUUUGGCGAGGUUGCUGAUGCCGAGUCCUUGAACGUUGUCAAGGCUCUUGAGGCUACCGGCUCCCAGAGCGGUGCUGUCAAGUACAGCAAGCGCCCUACCAUCGUUGACAGCGGUGCCGAAUAA